Messenger RNA from Pan troglodytes (chimpanzee), 1795 nucleotides. RefSeq names its product Y-box binding protein 1 (gene YBX1). The record is from RefSeq and is a predicted model, not a curated record. Lineage: Eukaryota; Metazoa; Chordata; Mammalia; Primates; Hominidae. Gene Ontology annotation, molecular function: nucleic acid binding. The transcript is spliced from 8 exons. The coding region runs from base 421 to 1395 and encodes 324 amino acids.
ACGUUCCCUCUGCCCGUCCUCUCGGGUACUCUAUGGUUUUCGUGGCCGACUACUCUAAUUCUAGUUCCGGUCUCUAUGGCGGCCGGCGGAGGCAGGAACGGUUGUAGGUCGACUGAAUUAGCCGCCAAAGGUCCAAUGAGAGUGGAGGACUGAUAAAAUAUUAGCCAAUAGAAACCAGGGAUUGGGGUCAGGUGGGCAGAUUGACAGUACCACUGGCCAGUGAACAACGCCUAGGGCGGGUCGCUCGUAGGGCUUAUCCCGCCUGUCCCGCCAUUCUCGCUAGUUCGAUCGGUAGCGGGAGCGGAGAGCGGACCCCAGAGAGCCCUGAGCAGCCCCACCGCCGCCGCCGGCCUAGUUACCAUCACACCCCGGGAGGAGCCGCAGCUGCCGCAGCCGGCCCCAGUCACCAUCACCGCAACCAUGAGCAGCGAGGCCGAGACCCAGCAGCCGCCCGCCGCCCCCCCCGCCGCCCCCGCCCUCAGCGCCGCCGACACCAAGCCCGGCACUACGGGCAGCGGCGCAGGGAGCGGUGGCCCGGGCGGCCUCACAUCGGCGGCGCCUGCCGGCGGGGACAAGAAGGUCAUCGCAACGAAGGUUUUGGGAACAGUAAAAUGGUUCAAUGUAAGGAACGGAUAUGGUUUCAUCAACAGGAAUGACACCAAGGAAGAUGUAUUUGUACACCAGACUGCCAUAAAGAAGAAUAACCCCAGGAAGUACCUUCGCAGUGUAGGAGAUGGAGAGACUGUGGAGUUUGAUGUUGUUGAAGGAGAAAAGGGUGCGGAGGCAGCAAAUGUUACAGGUCCUGGUGGUGUUCCAGUUCAAGGCAGUAAAUAUGCAGCAGACCGUAACCAUUAUAGACGCUAUCCACGUCGCAGGGGUCCUCCACGCAAUUACCAGCAAAAUUACCAGAACAGUGAGAGUGGGGAAAAGAACGAGGGAUCGGAGAGUGCUCCCGAAGGCCAGGCCCAACAACGCCGGCCCUACCGCAGGCGAAGGUUCCCACCUUACUACAUGCGGAGACCCUAUGGGCGUCGACCACAGUAUUCCAACCCUCCUGUGCAGGGAGAAGUGAUGGAGGGUGCUGACAACCAGGGUGCAGGAGAACAAGGUAGACCAGUGAGGCAGAAUAUGUAUCGGGGAUAUAGACCACGAUUCCGCAGGGGCCCUCCUCGCCAAAGACAGCCUAGAGAGGACGGCAAUGAAGAAGAUAAAGAAAAUCAAGGAGAUGAGACCCAAGGUCAGCAGCCACCUCAACGUCGGUACCGCCGCAACUUCAAUUACCGACGCAGACGCCCAGAAAACCCUAAACCACAAGAUGGCAAAGAGACAAAAGCAGCCGAUCCACCAGCUGAGAAUUCGUCCGCUCCCGAGGCUGAGCAGGGCGGGGCUGAGUAAAUGCCGGCUUACCAUCUCUACCAUCAUCCGGUUUAGUCAUCCAACAAGAAGAAAUAUGAAAUUCCAGCAAUAAGAAAUGAACAAAAGAUUGGAGCUGAAGACCUUAAGUGCUUGCUUUUUGCCCGUUGACCAGAUAAAUAGAACUAUCUGCAUUAUCUAUGCAGCAUGGGGUUUUUAUUAUUUUUACCUAAAGACGUCUCUUUUUGGUAAUAACAAACGUGUUUUUUAAAAAAGCCUGGUUUUUCUCAAUACGCCUUUAAAGGUUUUUAAAUUGUUUCAUAUCUGGUCAAGUUGAGAUUUUUAAGAACUUCAUUUUUAAUUUGUAAUAAAAGUUUACAACUUGAUUUUUUCAAAAAAGUCAACAAACUGCAAGCACCUGUUAAUAAAGGUCUUAAAUAAU